Molecule: messenger RNA, 15798 nt
Organism: Macadamia integrifolia
Lineage: Eukaryota; Viridiplantae; Streptophyta; Magnoliopsida; Proteales; Proteaceae
Product: auxin transport protein BIG
Exons: 14
Coding region: 230-15559 (5109 amino acids)
Biological process (GO): auxin polar transport
Cellular component (GO): plasmodesma; cytosol
Molecular function (GO): protein binding; zinc ion binding
Source: RefSeq, a predicted model, not a curated record
CCACUCAAUUGUGACUUGUGAGUUGUCCCUCGGUCCCUCCACCGCCCCUAAAUAUCCUAAUCCGCUUAAACCUUCCUUAAAACUUCCGGAAAAUCUCUAUAAACCUUAGCAUCGUUUGUUUCUUGAGGGUUUUUAUUUUUAUUUAAUCCCUUAUUUUACAUCUCCGAUCAAUAUAAAUUCAGUUCCAAUGCAUUAAUUACCAAUCGAUAAUCCUCACUGUUCAGCAGUCAUGGCUGAAAUCGCCAAACUCGUGGAGUUUCUCUUCGAAGAGAAGGCACCGAAGGAUUUCUUUCAGAGAUUUCGCUCUGAUUCAAUCAAAGUUGGUUUGGAGAACUUCUAUUUGAUCCUUAAACAAGGAAAUGCGGAGAUCGGUGAUGAAAGAGUAGGUCUGGAAAGUUGGAAUCACUCGCAGAUUAAAUCAGUGGUGUCGAUUGCAAAGUCAAUUGUUACAGCGAUUCGAUCUCUUUCACUUGAACAUGCGGAGCCGAUAAUUGUGGCUAUCGUUCAGGAGUCUUUGGAGUUCUGUUCUUGUUGUCUGGAGAAGCUGACUUCUAGCAGUAAUGAUUUAUCCCUUCAGAAUAAUGUGGUAGAACUGUUGGAGUUGGCACUGGUUGAUGAAAUGAACAGGGAAACUGAAACGCCAGAGCCUUGUUCUGCAAGUUCGCUUGUAGAACCAUUGCCUGUGGUUGUUAAAUCUGGUGGUGUGGAGUUGGACUACCACACUAGAUGCAGUCUGCAAGGGUUCAAUUGCUCAAGGGAAGAGAAGCCAAUGGAUCGGGUUCUGAUGACUUUAGCUUCCGAAUUUCUGCAACCUGAUGGUCAGGCACCACGAUUUACUGAACUUGCUUUCCACCAGGAUUCGAAUAACAUGAUUUUCCUAUCUCAACAUUGGGCAGUUGUUCAUGCGAGAUGCAUACCGCGCCUCAUUAUGCUUUCUAAAAACCUGCUUGAGCCACCAAACUCAUAUGAUGAACAGCCAGAGUGUGUAAAUUUUCUCCCAAAACUGUCCUUCAGUUUAAGAAUUUUGAAGUUGCUUGGGAAUAUUGUGAAGAACAUCCCAUACAUCGAGUAUGAUGCAGACAUUUUGCAAGCAGUUGCUUCCUAUGCUGAUGCACUGCCUAGGCUUUUCAGACCAAAUAUUGAUUUUGUGAAUUACUUCUCUUCUGCUGAAAAUACUUAUGAGAGCAUCAUAAUUUCACUUUUGGAAGAGUUUCUUCAUUUUUCUCAAGUUACUUUCUGUGAUGGGAACAUCUUUCAGAAUAUCCGGACAUGCGUUGUUGCUUCUAUGUUGGCAAUUUUGGAUUCCAGUGUAUGGAGAUGCAACAAAUCUGCUGCUACCCCAAAACCCCCAUUGGUUUAUUCUCCUCGAAGUGUUGUCCAGUUUUUGAACCUCAUUGGGGAGGUUAAAAAGUAUGCUUCUUCGCUAUCUUUUGACUUGAAGGAGAAAUUUGACACAAGACGCUUAGAUUGGAGCACUGGCUCUGCGAUAAAUGAUCCGUCAUGCUGUGUUUGUUCAGAGAAGGUCUCUUUGCUCAGAAAGUACAGAUGUGAGGAACUAUUGCAGCUAAUGUUUUCUUCUUCGCGUCAGUGGUUAGAUGAUUUAAUUCAUCUUGCUUUUUUCCUCCAUUCAGAAGGAGUGAAGGUAAGGGCAAAAUUAGACAGAUCAUAUUCCAGUUGUACAAAAACAGGUGGCAGCUCUGAAUCCGAGAGUGUAGUUUGCCAUGAAGAUGAAGCCCUUUUUGGAGACCUUUUCUCUGAAGCUGGGCGUACUGUUGGAUCUACGGAUGGGCAUGAUCAACCUUCUGUGGCAGUUAAUUUCUCCAGUUAUUGCUACUUGCCACUUCAAGCUGCAACAGAACUGUUAAACUUUAUAAAAGUGUUCAUAUUUUCUGCUGAGUGGAGUAAUUCUGUUUAUGAGGAUGCCUGCAAGAAACUCAACAAGAGCCAUAUAGUUUCAUUACUUACCAUACUCAACUGCCAAGCCUGUUUGGCAGAGGAAAAGGCUUCUGAGAGUGGCGCAGGAUUUCCUUCACAAAGAAAGUUCGGGCAUAUUAAUGAGAUCUGCUUCGAGCUCUUGCAUGGACUUCUCAUUCGCCAUGCAUUGUCUGGUUCGCUUGAAGAAGACCUUGUUGAUCAAAUCCUGACCGUGCAGAGUGGUGUCUUUGUAUACAAUGAUCAUACUCUUGCACUCUUAGCUCAGACUCUUAUUUGUGGGGUUGGCUUGGCUGGUAGCCAGUUGACAACCAAAAUUUACAAGGGAUAUGUAGAUUUUAUCAUUGCGAAGGCAAACAAUAUUGAGUCAAAAUGUCCCAGCCUUAAGGAACUUCUUGGAACUCUUCCUUGUAUUUUUCACAUUGAGGUUCUCCUUAUGGCAUUCCACUUAACCCCUGAUACUGCAAAGGCACCUCUGGUGAAUUUUGUAUUUUCUUCACUAGGAGCAAUUGAUGCUCCUAAAGCUGGAUUUAACAGCAUGCAAUUAUCAUGUUGGGCUUUGCUAGUUUCAAGGCUGGUUUUGGUGCUGCGUCAUAUCCUAUCUUACCCAUCUACUUGCCCGCCAUGGUUACUACGGGACUUGAAAUCCAAGUUAAGAGUAGCCUCAUUUACUGGACCUGCCCUUUCUACUCAUGUAAAUGAUCAUCUUUUGUCAUGGACAUCCAUCGUAGUAGAGAAUAUAAUGGGUGAAGUUGUUAAAGAAGACUCUGCCAUUAGCGGCUUGCUUGACCAGCUGAUUGAUGUUGCCUCCUUUCCUGCUUUAGUCUGCAGAGAUGAUCUGGCCUGUGAACGUUUUUGCUUGAGUUUUCAUGAUGUAUAUAACUCCUUUUCAUGGAUUAUGGGCUUUUGGAGAGGUAGAAAAGCUGAAACAGUUGAAGACCUCAUACUUGAAAGAUACAUAUUCUUACUUUGUUGGGAUACUUCUGCCAUGGUCUUGGGCCAUGUGCUUCCUCUCAGGGAGAAGUUGCAGAUUCCUGAUAUUUCAUACAUGGAAUACUUCUUUUUCCUCAGUCAUUUACUUUUAAGUGACUCUGGUGCCCUUGGCAAAGAUGAGAGCCUUGUAGGAGUCGUAGUUAGUUUGCUUAAACAGUUUGAUGCUGUUUCUAAAGCAGAUGACAUUGUUGAAAUUGACUGGGAUUUCUUGAGGGGUGGAGCAUUGUUGUCUCUUGUACUAUCCUUGCUUCAAGCUGGUAUCUGUUGUUAUUCUGUAAAGAACGCUAUCCCUGGAGUAGAUAAUCUCUGGAUGGAGCACACAUCCAAGGAUGCUGAAUUUUUCACUCUUGCUGAAAGCCUGGUUGGUACUGUAUUUCAGGAUAAUCAGGUUUCAUGGCUACUCAAGGUACUGUCAUCUUUGUUAAAGAGAUAUUUGCAGGUUCUUCAAGAAGCUUUUCUUUCAACCUUUGACUGUAGCAGUUCCCAAGUCUACAGAUUUUCACCUCUGCUGCUUCUUAAAAACACGGGAUUUGACAAAUGCACACAGGAUGAGCUUCUUGAGAAAAGUGGGUUGAAUCCUUGCCAGGUGGAGUCUGUUUACAAUCUCUUGUCUAAGUUGGAUGGUGUCAUUACAAAAAAAGGACCAGGAAAUAUGAUGAAAAUAUUUUUGGGAUGUCUAAUACAUGGUUUUCCAUCUUAUCCUCAAGCUGCCAGUGGAAUUCUUCUCUCGAGUAUUCUGAUUAUAAAGGAAAUUGUAUGCAUUUUAGAUAGUUUGCUCAGAAUCAAAGAAGCAGGGGUGAAUAUUUCUCUUGAGGCUGAGGUGGUUCAACAACUUCUUGAUUCUGUAAUGACUGUCAAGUCUGACAAGAUCUUUCACUGCCUUCAUGCAAAAUGUGAAGCUAUUCUUCAUAGUUUGAGUGCAUGUCCAGAAUGGUUGGACUAUAGUUCUUUGUUUCUAUUGAAGCAUAUGGAAGGGUUAGUAAGGGACAUCAACUCCAGAGAAGUUGAUGGUGAUACCCGUGAAUGGAUAAUUAUUAAGACUGUUGAUACCAUGGAGGAUCUCAAGAAGGAUCCUUCAAAGGCAGUUGUCUUCAAAUUUUAUCUGGGUGGAGAUGGAGAUGUCUCUGAGCAAGCCAAGGAGCUUUAUGGUGGGCAACGUGGCAAUUUAUUGGUUCUCAUUGAUGCGUUGGAUAAAUAUCACUCUGAAGGAGCUAAUGUGAGGGUUUUUAACUUCUUGGUUGAUCUUUUAUCUGGAGACCUUUGUCCUGGUCUCAAACAGGAUGUGCAAAAGAAGUUCAUUAGAAUGGAUUUGCCAAGCUUAUCCAAUUGGUUGGAAAAGAGGCUCUUAGGAUGUACCAGUGAACCUUCGGCUAGCAUCACGACUUCACUCAGAGAAUCAACCAUGAAUUUUAUUACAAGUCUCACUACUCGGUUUUCGGACGUGCAAUCAAGAGAAGAACUUCACAAUCAUUUUAUGGAAGCCAUGCUGAUGUCGCUUGAUAUUGCAUUUAUGUCUUAUGAUAUUCACACUGCCAAAGCCUACUUCUAUUUUAUUGUUCAACUUUCUAACGGGGAAUCUUCGAUGAAGCAGCUUCUGAAGAAGACAGUGAUAUUGAUGGAUAAAUUGGCUGCUGAUGAAAGUCAUGUUCAAGGGCUGAAGUUUCUCUUUGGCUUUCUUGGCUCUGUUUUGAGUGGUUGUGGGGCUAUGAAGAACAUACUGGAUAAGUUUCCUGGAAAGCAUUCAUCUAGCAAUAGUCUUGGGGUGGGAUCUGUGGUUUCAAGACCAGUAGGUCCAAGAAAAAACUCAGAGACUUUAAUUCUUUCUGCAAAUCAAGAAAGGGGGUCUGCAUCCCUUGAUUGUGAUGCUACAUCAGUCGAUGAAGAUGAGGAUGAUGGUACAUCAGAUGGUGAUCUGGCUAGCAUAGACAAAGACGAUGAGGAGGAGAGUAACAGUGAAAGGGCACUGGCCUCUAAAGUCUGCACGUUUACAUCUAGUGGUAGCAAUUUUAUGGAACAGCACUGGUAUUUUUGUUACACUUGUGAUCUAACUGUUUCAAAAGGCUGUUGCUCUGUUUGUGCCAAGGUUUGUCAUCGUGGGCAUCGUGUUGUCUAUUCCCGUUCAAGUCGCUUUUUUUGUGAUUGUGGUGCUGGGGGAGUCAGAGGAAGCAGUUGUCAAUGCUUGAAGCCCCGCAAGUACAGUGGAAGCAAUAGUGCACCACCUCGUGGGUCUGGUAAUUUUCAGUCUUUCUUGCCCUUCUCAGAUGAUGGAGAUCAACUUCCAGACAGUGAUUCGGAUUUGGACGAUGAUUUAUAUGUAGACAUGGACAACUCUUUCAAGUUAUCUAUUCCAGGAGAGGUUCAAGAAGGAAUCCCAGCUUUACUUGAAGAGCUUAAUGUGGAGGGUCGGGUGCUUGAACUUUGUAAUAAACUGUUGCCUUCAAUAAUUAGUGGUCGAGAUUCAAACCUCUCGAAAGAUAAGAAAGUACUUCUGGGUGAUGAUAAGAUGCUUUCUUAUAGUGUUAAUCUUCUGCAAUUGAAAAAGGCAUAUAAAAGUGGAUCGCUGGACAUGAAGAUAAAGGCAGAUUAUUCAAAUGCAAGGGAACUCAAAUCACAUCUAGCCAGUGGUUCUCUCAUGAAGUCUUUGCUUAGUGUCAGUAUUCGAGGCAGACUUGCCACUGGAGAGGGCGACAAAGUUUCUAUAUUUGAUGUUGAUCAGCUUAUAGGGCAGGCUUCUGCACCAGUUACUGCAGAUAAGACCAACAUUAAGCCUCUUUCUAAGAAUGUUCUUCGCUUUGAAGUUGUGCAUCUUUUAUUUAACCCUGUUGUGGAGAAUUAUCUUGCUGUGGCAGGCUACGAGGAAUGCCAAAUUCUCACUGUGAAUCAUCGUGGUGAGGUGACUGACCGUCUACCCAUUGAACUUGCAUUGCAAGGUGCUUAUAUACGACGAAUUGAUUGGGUUCCAGGUUCUCAGGUCCAACUAAUGGUAGUCACCAACAUGUUUGUCAAGAUAUAUGAUCUAUCCCAGGAUAACAUCAGCCCCGUGCACUACUUCAUGUUGUCUGAUGAUUUGAUUGUGGAUGCAACACUGGUUGUUGCUCCUCAAAAAAGAGUAUUUCUUCUUGUUCUGUCUGAACGUGGAUGCUUAUUCAGGCUGGAGUUGCAGAUUGAAGGUGAUGUUGGGGCCAAACCAUUGAAAGAAGUAAUCCAGGUUGAGGAUAAGUACAUCCAGUCAAAGGGCCUGUCUUUGUAUUUUUCCACAACAUAUAGAGUACUUUUUGUAUCAUAUCAAGAUGGAACAACCUUGAUUGGCCGGUUGGAUGCUAAUGCAACAUCUCUGACUGAGGUAUCUGCUGUGUACGAGGGUGAACAAGAUGGUAAGUUGAAACCAGCGGGACUACACCAUUUGAAAGAGUUGCUGGCUGGUAGUGGGUUAUUUGUUUGCUUCUCAAAUGUGAAAUCAAAUGCUGCACUCUGCAUAUCAAUGGGUUCUCAAGAGUUGCUUGCACAGAACAUGAGGCAGACAGUAGGCGCCACAUUGCCUUUGGUUGGGAUAACGGCUUACAAGCCCUUAUCCAAAAAUAAAGCUCACUGCAUUCUUUUACAUGACGAUGGAAGCCUUCAUAUCUACUCACAUGUUCCAGCAGGUGCUGAUAGUGGAGCAACUGUGACUUUAGAUCAAGCAAAAAAAUUGGGAUCUGGCAUUCUUAGCAGUAAAGCUUGUGCUAGUGUAAAUCCAGAGUUUCCUCUUGAUUUUUUUGAGAGAACAGUUUGCAUCACAGCAGAUGUGAAACUCAGUGGUGAUGCUAUCAGAAACAGUGAUUCUGAAGGAACUAAGCAAAGCUUGGCCUCAGACGAUGGUUUUCUUGAAAGUCCUAGCCCUGCAGGGUUUAAGAUAACUGUGUCCAAUCCAAAUCCUGAUAUAGUCAUGGUGGGUUUCCGCAUUCAUGUGGGCAAUACAUCAGCAAAUCAUAUUCCUUCUGAUAUUACCAUUUUCCAGAGAGUCAUCAAACUGGAUGAAGGCAUGCGUUCAUGGUAUGAUAUUCCAUUUACUGUUGCUGAGUCACUCCUUGCUGAUGAAGAAUUUACAAUCUCUGUUGGCCCAACCUUCAACGGUUCUGCUUUACCCAGAAUUGAUUCCUUGGAAGUGUAUGGCCGAUCUAAGGAUGAUUUUGGUUGGAAAGAGAAAAUGGAUGCAGUGUUGGAUAUGGAAGCACAUGUGCUAGGUUCUGGUUCUGGUGUAGUAGAACCUGGGAAGAAGCGUCAUUCCAUGCAUUCUGCUUCAAUUCAGGAGCAGGUUGUUGCGGAUGGACUUAAGUUGUUAUCUAGGUUUUAUUCAUUGUGCAGAUCUAAGGGAUCUUUGGGAAUUGAGGAAGUAAAACAGGAGAUGAGCAAACUCAAAUGCAAUCAGUUACUGGAGACAAUAUUUGAAAGUGACAGGGAGCUGUUAUUGCAGGCUGCUGCUUGCUGUGUUCUGCAGGCUGUGUUCCCAAAAAGGGACAUAUACUAUCAUGUUAAGGAUGCCAUGCGCCUUUCUGGUGUGUUUAAAUCCUCCCUUGUCCUCGCUUCAAGGCUGGGAGUAGGUGGUGCCACAGCGGGAUGGGUAAUUGAAGAGUAUACUGCCCAGGUGCGUGCAGUCUCAAAGAUUGCAUUGCACCGUCGCUCAAACUUGGCCACAUUUCUGGAGACCAAUGGUCCUGGAGUAGUGGAUGGAUUAAUGCAGGUUCUUUGGGGAAUUUUGGAUAUAGAGCAACCUGACACACAAACUAUAAACAACAUUGUUAUUCCCACUGUGGAGCUCAUUUAUAAUUAUGCUGAAUGCCUGGCUUUACAUGGGAAUGGUGCAGCUGGACGCUCUGUUGCACCAGCUGUUGUGUUACUCAAGAAACUACUCUUUUCCCCUUAUGAGGCUGUUCAGACCUCCAGCAGCUUGGCCAUAUCGUCAAGAUUAUUGCAAGUUCCAUUUCCGAAGCAGACUAUGUUAGCAUCAGAUGAUGUGGCAGAGAAUUCAGUAGCUGCUCCUGUGAAUUCUGAGAUCGGUAAUGCUACAGGUGGACAUACGCAGGUCAUGAUUGAAGAAGAUUCUACUACUUCAUCUGUUCAGUUCUGCUGUGAUGGUUGCUCUACUGUUCCAAUACUUCGACGCCGUUGGCAUUGUACAGUGUGCCCAGAUUUUGAUCUGUGUGAGGCUUGUUAUGAAGUACUGGAUGCAGAUAGGCUUCCUCCACCGCAUUCUAGGGAUCACCCGAUGUCUGCGAUUCCCAUUGAAGUGGAUUCAUUAGGUGGAGAUGGAAAUGAAAUUCAUUUCUCCAUGGAUGAUCUAAGUGAUACAAACUUGUUGCCAGUCACAGCUGACAUUAAUGUGCAGAAUUCUCCAUCGAUCCAUUUGUUGGAAUCCAAUGAAACUGGAGAGUUCCCUGCAUCUGCGAUUGAUCAAAGAAUAGUUUCAAUUUCUGCUUCGAAACGAGCUGUCAAUUCUCUGCUUCUUCAUGAGCUCAUUGAACAGCUAAGAGGAUGGAUGGAGACGACCUCUGGAGUACGGGCAAUUCCUGUUAUGCAGCUGUUCUAUGGCCUAUCUUCUGCAGUGGGUGGACCUUUCAUGGAUGGCUCAAACCCUGAAAACUUGGAUUUGGAGAAGUUCAUUAAAUGGUUUUUGGAUGAAAUCAAUCUGAACAAACCUCUUUUAACCAAAACCCGUUCUUCCUUUGGGGAAGUUGUAAUCCUUGUCUUCAUGUUCUUCACUUUGAUGUUGCGGAACUGGAAUCAGCCUGGCAGCGAUAGUUCUCUACCAAAAGCAAGUGGCAAUUCGGAUACACAAGAUAAAAGCAUGGUGCAGAUUCCAUCUUCCACUUCAGCUGGUGCUCCAUCUUCCGCAGAUGAUCAAGAGAAAAAUGAGUUCGCUUCCCAGCUCCUUCGGGCCUGCAGCGCUCUUAGGCAGCAGGCUUUUGUUAAUUACUUGAUGGAUAUUUUGCAGCAGCUGGUGCAUGUCUUCAAAUCCCCAAAUGUUAAUUUGGAAACUGGCCAAAGCUUAAAUCCUGGUUCAGGAUGCGGAGCUCUAUUAACAGUUCGGAGAGAGCUACCAGCUGGAAACUUUUCUCCAUUUUUUUCUGAUUCAUAUGCAAAAGCUCACCGUACAGAUAUUUUCAUGGACUACCACAGGCUAUUGUUGGAGAACACCUUCCGACUUCUGUACAGCCUAGUUCGACCGGAAAAGCAAGACAAGGCUGGGGAAAAAGAUAAAGCUUCCAAAGCAUCUUCUGGCAAGGACUUGAAGCUUGAUGGGUAUCAGGAUGUUCUCUGCAGUUACAUCAACAACUCACACACAACAUUUGUACGGAGGUAUGCAAGAAGGCUUUUUCUACAUCUUUGUGGGAGCAAGACUCAUUAUUACAAUGUCCGAGACUCUUGGCAGUUCUCUAAUGAAGUUAAGAAGCUCUACAAACUCAUUAAUAAAUCUGGUGGAUUUCAAAAUCCUGUCCCAUAUGAGAGAAGUGUGAAGUUAGUGAAAUGCCUGUCUUCUAUUUCAGAAGUAGCUGCUGCUAGGCCUCGGAAUUGGCAAAAGUACUGCUCAAGGCAUGGGGAUGUUCUGCCCUUUCUCAUGAAUGGAAUAUUCUAUUUUGGUGAAGAGUCUGUUAUCCAGACUCUUAAGCUUUUCAAUUUGGCCUUCUACACAGGGAAAGACAUGGGCUCCUUCAUGCAAAAAACUGAGGGAGAUGCAGGAACAAGUACUAAUAAGUUAGGUACACCACCAGUAGAUUCAAAGAAGAAGAAGAAAAGUGAUGAUGGAUCUGAGUCUGGUUUGGACAAGUCUUAUCUGGAUAUGGAGUCGGCCGUGCAAAUCUUCAUUGACAAGGAUGGCAGUGUAUUGAGGCAAUUCAUCGAUUGCUUUUUACUGGAAUGGAACUCAACCUCUGUGCGUGUCGAAGCUAAGUGUGUUCUUUAUGGCAUCUGGCAUCAUGGAAAGCAGUCAUUCAAGGAGACCAUGUUAACUGCUCUUUUGCAAAAAAUUAAAUCCCUGCCCAUGUAUGGUCAGAAUAUUGUUGAGUACACGGAACUUGUCACCUGGCUGCUCGGGAAGGUGCCUGAUGGCACUUCAAAGCAACAGGAUACAGAAAUUUUCAACAGAUGCCUGGCACCUGAUAUCAUAAGGUGCAUCUUUGAAACACUUCAUGUGCAGAAUGAGCUGUUGGCUAACCAUCCGAAUUCGCGCAUAUAUAACACCUUAAGUGGUCUAGUUGACUUUGAUGGAUACUAUCUGGAAAGUGAGCCUUGUGUAGCUUGUAGCUGUCCUGAGGUGCCAUAUAGCAGGAUGAAGCUUGAAAGUCUGAAAUCUGAAACAAAGUUCACUGACAACCGUAUAAUUGUGAAGUGUACUGGGAGCUAUACCAUCCAGAGUGUGACUAUGAAUGUACAUGAUGCCCGAAAGUCAAAAUCAGUGAAAGUUUUGAACCUGUACUACAACAAUAGGCCAGUGGCUGACUUGUCAGAGUUGAAAAACAAUUGGUCCUUGUGGAAGCGUGCUAAGAGUUGUCACCUUGCUUUCAAUCAAACGGAGUUAAAAGUGGAGUUCCCUAUUCCCAUCACUGCAUGUAACUUCAUGAUUGAGCUUGACUCCUUCUAUGAGAAUCUUCAGGCUUCAUCCCUUGAGUCCUUGCAGUGCCCCCGUUGCAGCCGCUCUGUCACUGAUAAGCAUGGCAUUUGUGGUAAUUGCCAUGAGAAUGCAUAUCAAUGCAGACAAUGCCGUAAUAUAAAUUAUGAGAAUCUGGAUUCUUUUCUUUGCAAUGAAUGUGGGUAUAGCAAAUAUGGUCGUUUUGAAUUUAAUUUCAUGGCAAAACCAAGUUUCUCAUUUGAUAACAUGGAGAAUGAUGAAGACAUGAAGAAAGGAUUGGUUGCCAUAGAAUCUGAAUCUGAAAAUGCUCACAGGAGGUAUCAACAACUUUUGGGUUUCAAGAAACCCUUGCUUAAGCUUGUAUCUAGCAUUGGUGAAAAUGAAAUUGACUCACAGCAAAAAGACUCUGUCCAGCAAAUGAUGGUCUCUUUGCCUGGACCUUCCUGUAAAAUAAACCGUAAAAUUGCUCUUCUUGGUGUACUAUAUGGUGAGAAGUGCAAGGCAGCUUUUGACUCCGUCAGCAAAAGUGUCCAGACACUUCAAGGGCUUCGUAGGGUCCUAAUGAGUUAUUUGCAUCAGAAGCGUUCGGAUGAUUCAGUGGCUGCAUCAAGAUUUUCAGUUCCAAGAUCGCCAAAUAAUUGCUAUGGCUGUGCCACUACUUUUGUCACGCAAUGUCUGGAGCUCCUACAGGUCUUAGCAAAGUAUCCAAAUUGUAAGAAGCAGCUUGUUGCAGCUGGAAUCCAAUCUGAAUUGUUUGAAAAUAAUAUUCAUCAGGGCCCUAAAACAGCUCGUGUUCAGGCUAGGGCAGUACUUUGUGCUUUCUCUGAAGGUGACACGAAUGCAGUGUCUGAGUUGAACAGUUUAAUACAGAAGAAAGUCAUGUACUGUCUUGAACAUCAUCGCUCCAUGGACAUUGCUCUGGCCACUCGUGAAGAGUUGUUAUUGCUUGCAGAAACUUGUUCUGUGGCUGAUGAGUUCUGGGAAUCGAGGUUACGUGUUGCUUUCCAGUUAUUAUUUUCCUCCAUUAAGAUGGGUGCUAAACAUCCUGCCAUAUCAGAGCAUGUUAUUCUCCCCUGUCUAAGGAUAAUAUCUCAGUCAUGUACUCCACCAACACCUGACACAGAAGACAAAGAACAGGGAGUGGGAAAGUCUGCCUCCAUUCCUCAGGUGAGGGAUGGUAAUAAUGUAAAUCUGUCUCCAUCUUUAACUGGCUUGGUCAGUGGGAGUAAGCCUGUAACAGAUUCAUCAGAGAAACUUUGGGAUGGAUCCCAGAAGUCUCAGGAUAUACAUCUGUUGAGCUAUUCUGAGUGGGAGAAGGGGGCUUCAUAUCUUGAUUUCGUAAGGAGGCAGUAUAAAGUAUCUCAGGCAGUCAAAGGAGCAGGCCAGAGGUCUCGACCCCAGAGGGCUGAUUACCUAGCUCUCAAGUAUGCGCUUAGAUGGAAACGCCAUACCUGUAGAAGGACAGCUAAGAGUGACUUGUCAACAUUUGAGCUAGGUUCAUGGGUCUCAGAGUUGGUACUGAGUGCGUGUUCACAAUCCAUAAGGUCAGAGAUGUGCACCCUUAUUAGUGUGCUUUGUGGACAGAGUUCAUCAAGGCGGUUUAGAUUGUUAAAUUUGCUCAUGUCAUUGCUACCGGCAACUCUUUCUGCUGGUGAAAGUGCAGCAGAGUAUUUUGAAUUACUGUUCAAGAUGACAGAAUCUGAAGAUGCGCGACUCUUCUUGACUGCUCGGGGAUGUCUAACUUCCGUAUGUAAAUUAAUAACUCAAGAGGUUGGCAAUGUUGAAUCACAGGAGAGGAGCCUCCAUAUAGACAUAUCCCAGGGAUUUAUCCUUCAUAAGCUGAUUGAACUUCUUAGUAAAUUUCUGGAGGUUCCCAACAUCCGAUCACGAUUCAUGCGAGAUGAGUUACUGUCUGAAGUUCUUGAAGCUCUACUGGUUAUUAGGGGUCUGAUAGUUCAGAAGACUAAGUUAAUUAGUGAUUGCAAUCGACUCCUAAAAGAUCUUCUGGACAGUCUUCUUCUUGAGAACAGUGAAAACAAACGGCAGUUCAUCCGGGCCUGCAUAUCUCGUUUGCAAAUCCAUGGAGAGGAACGAAAAGGACGAACUCUGUCACUUGUGCAGUUUAUUUUGGAGCAACUCUGCAACAUGAUCUGUCCUUCAAAGCCCGAGCCUGUGUAUCUCUUGGUUCUGAACAAGGCACAUACACAAGAGGAGUUUAUCAGGGGAUCAAUGACUAAGAAUCCUUAUUCCAGUGCUGAAAUCGGUCCCUUGAUGCGUGAUGUUAAAAACAAGAUUUGCCAUCAGCUGGAUCUCUUGGGUCUUCUUGGGGAUGACUAUGGCAUGGAGUUGCUGGUAGCUGGCAAUAUAAUCUCUCUUGACUUGAGCAUUGCUCAAGUUUAUGAGCAGGUCUGGAAGAAAUCACAUAGCCAGUCAAGUACCAUGUCUAAUGCAGCUUUGCUAUCAUCUAGUGCAUUUACAUCUGCACGAGAUUUUCCACCAAUGGCUGUAACGUACCGACUUCAGGGAUUAGAUGGUGAAGCUACCGAGCCCAUGAUUAAAGGAUUGGAAGAGGACAGAGAAGAAUCACAGGAUCCUGAGGUUGAGUUUGCAAUAGCAGGAGCUGUUCGGGAGUACGGGGGGUUGAAAAUUAUCUUGAGCAUGAUUGAGCGUUUGCGUGAUGAUGACUUAAAGUCCAACCAAGAGGAGCUGGUUUCAGUUCUCAAUCUUCUCAUGUACUGCUGCAAGAUAAGAGAAAACCGACAGGCCCUGUUACGCCUAGGAGCUCUGGGUCUGCUUCUUGAAACAGCAAGGCGUGCCUUCUCAGUGGAUGCCAUGGAGCCAGCUGAGGGAAUCCUUUUGAUUGUUGAGAGUCUUACAAUGGAAGCAAAUGAGAGUGAUAUUAGCAUAACUCAGAGUGUUCUCACAGUUACCAGUGAUGAAACUGGCACUGGGGAACAGGCCAAAAAGAUAGUCCUCAUGUUCUUGGAGAGGUUAUGCCACCCUUCAGGUCUUAAAAAGUCCAAUAAGCAGCAGAGGAACACUGAGAUGGUUGCAAGGAUCUUGCCUUAUCUGACUUAUGGAGAACCUGCAGCAAUGGAAGCACUCAUCCAGCAUUUCAAUCCAUAUCUACAAGAUUGGGGUGAAUUUGACCAGCUGCAAAAACAGCAUCAGGACAACCCGAAGGAUGAGAGCAUAGCUCAGCAAGCGGCCAAACAGUGGUUUGCGUUGGAGAACUUUGUCAGAGUGUCCGAGUCUCUAAAAACAAGUUCCUGUGGGGAGAGACUUAAAGACAUUAUUUUGGAGAAGGGUAUCAUUGGUGUUGCUGUUAGAUACUUGAAGGAGACAUUUGCAGUUACUGUGCAGGCUGGCUUUAAGUCCAGUGCAGAAUGGGCUCUUGGUCUAAAACUGCCGUCAGUCCCACUUAUAUUGUCCAUGCUGAGGGGACUUUCAAGGGGCCAUUUAACCACUCAAAGAUGCAUAGAUGAGGGUGGGAUCUUACCGCUGCUUCAUGCUUUGGAGGGUGUAUCUGGAGAAAGUGAGAUAGGUGCAAGAGCUGAGAACUUGCUAGAUACACUAGCUGAUAAGGAAGAUAAAGGGGAUGGAUUCCUAGGGGAGAAGGUGCGAAGUUUGCGACAUGCUACCCGUGAUGAGAUGCGGCGUCGGGCUCUGAGGAAGAGAGAAGAGUUGUUGCAGGGGCUUGGCAUGCGGCAAGAACUUGCAUCAGAUGGUGGUGAGCGCAUCAUUGUUGCCCGGCCAGUCAUAGAAGGCUUGGAAGAUGUGGAGGAAGAGGAGGAUGGGCUGGCUUGCAUGGUUUGCCGGGAGGGUUACAGUUUGAGACCCGGUGACAUAUUGGGUGUUUACUCAUACAGUAAGCGAGUCAAUCUUGGUGUUGGGACUUCAGGGAGCACCCGUGGGGAGUGUGUUUACACAACUGUCAGCCAUUUCAACAUCAUACACCUCCAGUGCCAUCAGGAAGCCAAAAGAGCUGAUGCUGCUCUGAGGAAUCCAAAAAAGGAGUGGGAAGGGGCCACCCUGAGAAACAAUGAGACCCUUUGCAAUUGCAUAUUCCCCUUGAGAGGCCCAUCCGUUCCCAUGGCACAAUAUGUCCGCUGUGUUGACCAGUACUGGGACAAUCUCAAUGCCCUUGGACGUACAGAUGGGAGCCGUCUUCGGUUGUUGACCUAUGACAUUGUUCUGAUGCUCGCACGAUUUGCAACUGGUGCUGCAUUCAAUAGAGACUGCAAAGGAGGGGGAAGAGAAAGCAACUCCCGGUUUCUUCCUUUCAUGAUUCAGAUGGCACAUCAUCUUCUGGAGCAAGGAAGCUCUACCAAUCGUCGGACCAUGGCAAAAACUGUCUCAACAUACUUAACCUCCUCUACUACGGAUUCCAAACCUUCCACUUCUCCUGGGAUGAGGCCUUCUGUUGGAACUGAAGAAACUGUCCAAUUCAUGAUGGUGAACUCACUACUUUCCGAAUCCUAUGAAUCCUGGUUGAGACAUCGCCGAGCCUUCUUGCAGCGUGGAAUAUAUCAUGCAUACAUGCAGCACACCCACGGCCGGUCCACUCUCCGUCUCUCUUCUGAUCCAACAAGCAUUGUAAGAUCAGAAACCGGAAGCAGCAGUGAAACCGUAGCAACAGGGACUGGAGGGGAUCAUGACUUGUUCCAGGUCGUUCAGUCAAUGCUUGUAUACACUGGUCUGAUUGAACAAUUGCAGCGGUUCUUCAAACUGAACAAGUCAGGGAAUGUGGCUCCUGGAAGAGCAGAAGGAACAUCUACGGAAACAGAGGGAGAUGAUGACAAUGGAGCCUUGGAAGAGUGGGAGGUUGUGAUGAAAGAGAAACUAGUCAAUGUGAAGGAGAUGGUGGGGUUCUCAAAGGAGCUAUUGUCAUGGCUUGAGGACAUAACAACUGCUGCAGACUUGCAAGAGGCGUUUGAUAUCAUGGGUGUGUUACCUGAUGUUCUCACUGGUGGGGUUUCACGCUGUGAAGACUUUGUGCAUGCUGCAAUCAACGCUGGGAAGAGCUAAAAUAGUCUAUUUUAAGUGCAAAAGGAGCCUGCUAUGUGUUGCUUAGUCUGCUUGGAGGAUUUCGUGGUUAGAGCUUGGUGGGUUUGGUUAUUUUCUUGUGAUUAAAAUGAGUUCUUAAGUUAUAUAUUAGGUUCAAGUGGAGGGCGUUUGUAUUAGAAAUCUUGAACUAGCCUCCAAAUUGUGGAAGUUUUUGUUCGAACGCAUAACAGUUCCUCAUAAUGAAAAGAGUUCUCUCAGAA